AUGAUUAGUGAAGGAAGGAACAACCAUCUCCUUGACAAUUGGAAAUGUCUUGUUAUUUGCUGUGCCGUCAGCAUGGCCAAUUGUCAGUAUGGCUUUGAUACUGCAGCAGUCGCCGGCUUCCAGGCCAUGAUUGGCUUCCUCGAGGUCUUUGGUUAUAAGGACACAAAGGUCAAAACAGGAUGGAAUAUUGCCACCAAACCUCAGCAGCUGAUAUCCAGCUUCCUCAAUGUCGGAACCAUUGUCGCGGUGCUCCUCGGUGGGCCUUUUGCCCAUAAGUUUGGUCGCAAGCCAGCGAUCUGGGUUGCUGCCAUCGUAUCGAUGGUGGCAUGCGGCGUCCAGGUUGGGAUUAACAGCCUUGCAGGAUUGUAUGCGGGUAGAAUCCUCCUGGGAGCUUCCAAUGGAUUCUUCAUCCUGUACUCGAACACCUAUGCCGUCGAAGUCGCUCCUCCUCAACACCGGGCUAUCCUGGCGUCGUUCUUCGGAUUCUGGGUCAAUCUUGGGAGUAUUCUCGGAGCCAUUGCCGACAACUACAGCAAGAACCUGGAUAGCAGAUUGGCAUAUCAGAUUCCCCUAGCGUCGUUAUUCGCAAUCCCAUUCCUGCUCAGCAUCUUCAUGUUCUUCGUGCCAGAGUCGCCCCGUUGGCUUCUUUUGCAGAACAAACCGGAAGAAGCUCGCAGAGCGUUGGAGAGCCUUAGAGGAAAAUCCUUGAAGGCCGAGCUCUUGAAUGAGGAGUUCAUCGAGAUGCAAAGAGGGAUUGACCAAGAAAAGGAGCUGGCUUCGACAACCUCAGUCUUGGAUAUGUUUAGGGGUUCUGAUCUCCGGCGGACCAUCCUCGCAGCAGGAGCCAUCGCAUCGCACGCAGCAUCGGGUGUCUGGUUCACCAUUUCGUAUAGCACGUUCUUCUACCAAAUGGCAGGCAUCGACAAACCAUUUCAGGCGACCAUUCUACAAAAUUGUCUCGGAUUGAUCGGCGCCAUGUGUGGCAUGUUUCUCAUGCACAAAGUCUUUGGUCGUCGCCCGAUGCUUCUGAUCGGGUCGGCUGGUUGCUGUGUUUGCAUGUUGGUGAUCGGCUUGCUGAGCCUUGCUGGUCAUGGAAAGAGUGCUGGACAAGCGCUCGUAGGUUUUGCGCUGAUGUUCAGUUUCUUCUACAACGGCUUCACUGGCACAAUUACCUGGCCGAUCGCGGGUGAACUCGUCAGUUCUCGACUGCGAGUUUUCAGCGUAGGGCUAGGCACUGCAAUCAAUUACUUCUUUAAUUGGUUGAUAUCAUACUGCACGCCGUAUUUCCUGAAUGCGAACAAUCUCAAUUGGGGCGCGAAAUAUGGGUAUAUUUGGGCCGGAUCAAAUGCAGUUGCAUUCGUGUUCUUCUUUCUCCUUAUACCGGAGACUAAGGGGCGUUCAUUGGAGGAGAUUGACGAGAUGUUCGUUAACAAGGUGCCGCGUAGUCAAUUUAAGACUUAUCAAUGCGUCUCAUCAGAAAGGGCCCGCGAAAUCGCGGGGAAGGAGUUUGAUGAAGUUUCCAAGGGUGGAAUCACUGUUCAUGCGGAGAAGGUCUGA
This is a messenger RNA of Cladophialophora psammophila CBS 110553, 1557 nucleotides long. RefSeq lists its product as uncharacterized. Bases 1 to 1557 code for a protein of 518 amino acids. Gene Ontology annotation, biological process: carbohydrate transport; transmembrane transport. The record is from RefSeq and is a predicted model, not a curated record. The transcript has 4 exons. Gene Ontology annotation, cellular component: membrane. Lineage: Eukaryota; Fungi; Ascomycota; Eurotiomycetes; Chaetothyriales; Herpotrichiellaceae. Gene Ontology annotation, molecular function: carbohydrate:proton symporter activity.